GGUACCUGAACCACUCAGUACGGAGUCACUUACUCUGGAUGUUUACAGAUACAAGGAUUCAUUGAAAGAAGACCUUCAGAAAGCAGAUCUUGUUAUUAGUCAUGCAGGUGCAGGAAGCUGUUUGGAGAGUCUGGAAAAAAGAAAGCGGCUCACAGUGGUUAUAAAUGAAAAGUUGAUGAACAAUCAUCAGCUGGAAUUGGCAAAGCAGCUACACAAAGAUGGGCAUCUCUUCUACUGUACCUGCGGCAUGCUUCCUGGGCUGUUACAGUCAAUGGACUUUUCAACACUGAAAUGUUUUCCUCCUGGCCAGCCAGAAAAAUUUUCUGCAUUUUAGGAUAAAGUUGUUAGAUUACAAAAAUAAACACUAAACUCUC
This is a messenger RNA of Aethalodelphis obliquidens (Pacific white-sided dolphin), 374 nucleotides long. Its product is annotated as UDP-N-acetylglucosamine transferase subunit ALG13 homolog. The transcript has a single exon. The coding region runs from base 176 to 334 and encodes 52 amino acids. Gene Ontology annotation, biological process: dolichol-linked oligosaccharide biosynthetic process. The record is from RefSeq and is a predicted model, not a curated record. Lineage: Eukaryota; Metazoa; Chordata; Mammalia; Artiodactyla; Delphinidae.